This is a messenger RNA of Porites lobata, 10334 nucleotides long. The record is from the annotation of a GenBank genome assembly. NCBI's taxonomy places the organism in Eukaryota, Metazoa, Cnidaria, Anthozoa, Scleractinia, Poritidae.
AGAGCCGCUCACAAAGAGACAAAAGUGAGAAAGGUUUUUGCGGUUUAUUUAGAAGUAAAUUCGCUGUGUCCUCUAAAGUGAUGUAUCGAAAUGAAAAGCAGGAAAUAUUACUCUCAACGUUGUUGAAGUGUGUUUGAGGAUUAAUAUGUUCUGAGUCUAAAAACGAUCCAGUCUUUGUGUUAAACCGAAACGUUGGAGCAACAAACAUGGCUUCACAAGAGGGCAGUAAAAUCAUGGUAUUUCGUCCGACUCUCGAAGAGUUUGCAAACUUUUCUAUUUAUAUUCGAAAAAUGGAAGAAAUGGGAGCUCAUCGGGCCGGUGUAGCUAAGGUUAGUUCGGAAAAAAUUGGUCAGAUUUGUUUUGUUUUGUGUUUAUAUGCAGUGUUUUCGCACCGCACGUGGUGUAAAUUUCACAUCAGGGACAGUUUAUCGGUAUUUAAGAAUACUUUCCUUUCCAGGUCAUACCUCCAAAAGAAUGGAUUCCACGAAGGAGCUAUGAAGACGUAGAUAUCACAAUUCCUGCGCCUAUACUUCAAGUUGUUACUGGAACUCAAGGUAAGCGGACAGAGUUAAGAUUAAAUGGCAAAAGAAAACGUUUAAAAAGACCUCGAAAGCUACAAGUUGUGAAAAUCAACCUUCAGCAGCAACAGCAUAACUAAGCUUAUAUACGGGAAAGUGCUUGGUUCAAAGUGGGAAAAAGUAGGAAUGUUUCGUGACCUUUCAUUAGCUGAUAUUAAGUGAAAAUUAAGCUGAACUAUAUUUUUUGACACGCAUAUAUAUUAGAACAUUUCCUAAUUUGCUAUGAGACCAAGCUACAAGUGUACACUGCUUGCAUUUAGAGCUAGAAACGCGAAGGACUAUUCUGAGAUCAAACGUUGUAAUGAGGGUGACUUUAUAAGUUAGAUUUAAAGGCACUUAGGUGGCAGCUGUUAAACUAAGAGUAUACAAAAUGCUCAUUGGAGCGUGUUGAAAACAAUAACAAAUUCAAAAGCAGUUUUCAUCACGUUAUAAGCUAAACAUAAGCCUAUGCAUUAAAUUAAGGUAAAGAGCUUUGUAGCUUCGUUGUUAUUGUUUGCAAUUAUUUGAUGCAAGUUUUCAAGUCCAGACACGUACGAGCUCGCCUUAAAACAAAAAAAUUGUUUUUUAAAACACAAGCUCUAUUCAUCGUACUACCAUCUCGUGGGUGUAUUUCCGUUUAAUCUCACCUUGUAACUCAUUUAAUUACCAAGUCAUCGGAAAUGAUAAAACCUUAAGUCCCUUUCCCAUGAAAAAUCAUCCUUCUAAUUGGGAAAGUAAUAACCAUUUCUGCCAAUUCUUUGGCCACGCAUCAUAAUUGGUGUUCGACAACCGAUUUCAGUGGGAUUUUCAAAGUCACUAGUAAAUUAUUGUUCAUUUUAAUCACUAGUGAGGGAAAUUUGGGCAGGUGGGUUACCCACACCUUUUCCGGGUUUUAGUAGUCAAAGGUGUCACUGUUCAGUUUAUAGAACAGCUAGUUUUUUGUCCAUUGAAAUAAUAAAAUCCUUUAAAUACAACAUCCUUGAGUGAUGAGAAUUGCUAGCUUAAGUGUAUUUGAAACUCUGGUCAAGAAGCAAAGUUAAAGCCAGUCGGCGACUUCUCUUCACUUUCUAAGAUCUGAUUUAAUGAAACAUUUUUUGUCUAUUUAGGGCAUAGGAAUGACAUAAGCUCUUAUUGAUAAACUAUGCAUAACAGAGAAAAGAAGUGGUGGUAUCACAAAAGCUAAAUCUGUCAAAUUAUGGGAAUGGUUGGCAUUUUCUGAAAGAACAAGAUGAAAAAUGUUCACUUUCUAAAAAUCAGCCUGUUGGUGUAAAUUGGUGGGGAGAUAUAAGCAAUGUUAUUCUCCAGUGACUCCAUAUAAACUAUCCUUCUAAAAUUAGCCUGGACCGUAAAUGUUACACUUGUCCAUCCUUUUUGUUGUUUGAAGAGUUAGUAUAAGAACCAACCCCAGACCCAGAUCUAGGAUAAAUACUGACUGAUUUCCUAAACAAGCGCCAAAGGUGCAAGCUUCUAGGCGAUCCGGGGGUAUGCUCCACCAAGAAAUUAUUUGGAUUUUAACUCCCCAAAGUCCCCUUUCCUGGGUUUCUGAGUCAUUCAGACAGGAUAUUUACCCCUUCCAUUCUCCUCGAAUGAAUCCUUGCAAAUCAGUACAUUAUUUCAUCAUGGUUAGUUUCCAUGUUGUAUAGGUUAUGGAGCAGGAUUUUAAUGUGGAAAGUUUUUUUUUAUUUAAAAUAUAUAUAUUCAUUAUGAAAAAUCUGACCGAUUUCUGUAAAAUGGUGGAAAGCAACAAGGAAACGAGCCUGAACCCACAAGAAACUUAUUGACUACCUUUUUCACCCUCUUCCAGGACUGCCUCACAACUAAGCUUAGCUUAUUUCAUGACUAUUCUCAUUUUUGUGUGUGUGUGUGUUGUGUUGUAGGACUUUACCAGUUGUUUAACGUCCAAAAGAAAGAAAUGUCCUUAAGUGAUUUCAAGGAACUUGCCAACAGUGAGAGGUACAAACUAAAUUGAUUUUAAAAAAUAAUAUGGUAAAUGUUGCUUUGUAUUGCUGUGGCUGCUAUUUGUACUAUAAUGAGAACGGAUAAUCACCAAAUUACUUCACAUGAGCCAAGUUGAAAUCAAAUUUAGGCCUGAUCCUUAAGACCCCUAAUUGAACUUGUAGUUAACUCUUAUGUUGUUUUAUUCCUGUUUUAGUCACAAACCACCUACUAAUGAUCCUGAUGAGAUUGAACGGAAGUAUUGGAAAAAUGUAACAUUUAACAAUCCCAUUUAUGCUGCGGAUAUACCAGGAACCAUUUUUGACAAGAAUGUUCAAGAGUGGAACAUAGGAAACUUAGGAACAAUUCUUGACUUGAUAAAACAAGAAUAUGGUGUACAUAUAGAAGGCGUGAAUACUCCUUAUCUGUACUUUGGUAUGUGGAAAGCAUCAUUUGCCUGGCACACUGAAGAUAUGGAUCUCUACAGUAUUAACUAUUUACACUUUGGAGCCCCUAAAACAUGGUAAGAAGUUAUAUUAACUUAAUUAGAUUGAACUGCUUGCAAAUUAGGAGGUGUAUCAGCCUGAGAAUACUUCAGCAUUUCUUGGUGGCAAAACUUGAAUAACAACAAAGAAAACUAUGAGUGUGUGGUUUGACUGUUAACAACUUUGGAACUGCCUAGGAUAGAAAUUGCACUAAGUGGCUUUUCAUUGAAACACUAUUACUGGCGUGCAAAAAUGAGCCACGCAUCGACCAAAACACUUCUUGUCAUGUAAACUUUAAGCAGUACAGUUCUUACAAGGCAAGUCUAUCAGACAUGUAUUGUUCAGACUUGAACGUUUUAAGUAUCUGACUCCAAAGAACAGUGGCUGAAAUCAACUGAAAGAUCUGACAGCAGUACGGUCAAACAUCAUUAACAAAGACACUGAGGGGUCCUAGAAAGUGUCCGUGUUAACAGGUUUUCUAGAGAGAGUGUAAAGGCUUUUUUCCCCAGGGAAAAAGCAAACUGUCCAUAGUAAUGUUAUGAGGUGUUCACAAAGCAGGGUUGGACUGUAUACACACUGGAACCUCUGUUUAGACGAAUGCAUUACCAACUAGCCAUUAGCCAACUUUUGCUAGAUUAGAGGUUAUCUGGAUGAUCCAAUGGAAUUAGAAUUAUUGCACUUUUAAGUCCAAUAUCCUUAGAGCCUUCACAUGAAGACUGAGGGUUACAAGUGAAAAGUAAUGAAUAAUACAUUCAAAUCCAACUGAUAAUUACAUGUAAAUUAUUGUUAUCUGACUUAAGGUAUGCCAUACCUCCUGAACAUGGACAGCGCCUGGAAAGACUAGCUGCUGGUAGGUGUUCAUUAACUCAUCAGCAUUGAAAUGCUCAGAUUGCAAUUCCAAUGAGUGAUCAUUUGCUGAUUAAUGUAUCCAUGCACCUUCCUCCUUAAGCAAAAGGUAGAAUUAAAAAUGGUAUAUAACAAACCAGAACUAAGUUAAAAGGAGACAAGUUACAACAUUUUAAACAGACCCCAGAACUCAAACCUGGUUCACCUCAUUUAAAACAAACUUACCAGACAAUUAUGGCUAUUGUUUUCCCUGCAUGUUAAUACACCCAACUGUGAGUUGUUACAGACCGAGUUUGGUACCUGCCCUAUUGUAUUUCUUAUUUAAUUUUCUCACCCAACAUCUAGUUUCUACAUGUAUUUAUUAUCAUGAAAAAACCUUUUUAGUGACCUUUGAGUAUAUUUCUUGCAGGCUUUUUUCCAGGAAGUUUCCAAAGUUGUUCUCAAUUUCUUCGUCACAAAAUGACCAUUAUCUCUCCACAAGUACUGCGGAAGUUUUCAAUUCCUUAUGACAAGGUAUUAUACAGUCAUUGUCUAUAACGACUGUAAGGAAUUUACCACCUUUAGACAGCUGCCAGAGAACAAGAACCAGGCAACCAAUGACAUUAAAGGCAAAUUCUCUUUAUGAGUUUUCAUUGUGUCAUAAUUUAGUUCUAGUUAAGUAAACACAUCAAAAAGCUCUGGCAAGGGUUUUGUGGUAAAUAAUCCACUUUUCUAAACUGUAAGCCUAAAUUCACACCAUUGCUUAUUUUUGAUAUGGCUGUUUUCAUUUACAGAUCACUCAAGAAGCAGGUCAGUUCAUCAUAACAUUUCCAUAUGGGUAUCACUGUGGUUUCAACAAUGGCUUUAAUUGUGCUGAGUCAACAAAUUUUGCAUCGGAAAGAUGGAUUGAUUAUGGGAAGAGAGCACAAGUGGUAUGUGUGGACUCUGUAACAAUAAACCAUAUUGAUUGUUUCAGUUUAAUGCAAAAUCAGGUGCUAACACAGAUCUAUUAAAAGUUGUCAGUUUUACAGCAUGUACUGUUAAGAAUUUUAAAACCCAGUCAACAGUGGGGGCAGUUUAAUGGGAAACCACAUGGUUUGGAGGGAACUUCAAAACAAAGCCAAAAAUAAUGUUGACAAAUCAGCUUGUAAAUAGCAUGGUUUUGAGAUCACAAGAUUACACAUAGCACUGCCAGCCUUAGUGUGUUAUUUAUCCAUGAUUUAUUCUUUCUUUUUUGGACAGUGUAUGUGUAAAAAAGAUACUGUCAAGAUCUGUAUGGAUGUAUUUGUGAAGACUUAUCAGGUAACUUUAGAAGUGAUUAAAUAGUUAAUCUUUGCAUUAUUUUAUUUACUGCCAAUAAGCCAACCAUCUUUCACCUGAUUUUCACUUUUGGUGUUACAAAUGUGUGGUCCAUAUAUGUGCAGGUUAGUUGUGUACUCUGGUAUGUCCUUAACAGGUUAGAUUAGUAAUGUAUUAUUGCACUUGUGAAGCAACUUAUAAAAGUUUGGGAUCAUUAUGCCUUUCUGGGAAACUGCCCACUUACCCCUCCCCAGCAGUUUCCCAGAAAUGUACAAUGAUCCAAAGUUGAAUUCUCCCUUGCAAACUAAAAGAAUCAAGGAAUAUUUGCUUGGUUAUGUUGGAGUACACUCAAAUAUUGGUAUUGAGUAUGAAGGCUUUUUUGCAGCCAGAUCAGUGGGAAGAGUACAUGAAAAGCAAGCAAAAAGACAACACUGAUAGUGAUGAUGAUGAUGAGGAGGAACAGCAGAUUGAAGCCAGUGAGAAAAGGAAGGAAAUGACAGAUAAAAGCAGGAGGAAAACAAAAUCCAAGAUCAUACAUCUUGAUGAUGAUAUGCCACUCUCAAAAUUGAAAGAAGCACUUCUUGCUAAAAAGUAAGAAGCCAUGUAAAUGUAUUGAUUGAUGUCAAUGAUGCACAAGUUGUUGUGAAGUUUGUACUGAUACUUUUGAUAAUUUUAAAAGAAAGACAAAAUUCUUUUUGAUUUAAUCCUGUCAGCUCAAAGUGAUCACAAAAAUACUAUUCCCCUGAAAAAGAAAAGUCUUACUCCUUGGAUGUUAUAAAAAAUGUAAUGUUGUUUGUUUUGUGAUAGCAGAAAGUUUUUACUGCCAGGAAAGUCAGCAGCAAGCAAGAGACAACCCAUAGUAACAAAAUCCUUCACCCUGCCAAGCAGUGCAGGAAGACGGAAGAAAAUGGAGGAAACUAAACCAGAAAAAGGUUCUGCAUUGUUUAAUUUAGUGAUGUUUGUAAUUUCAUCAAUAUUAAAACAAAUGAGUUGUAGACCCAAUUAUCCCUGUUUUUUUUUUUUUUUUUUUUUUUUUUUUUUUUUUUGGGGGGGGGGGGGGGUAGGGGAACAUAGUAAUUGUGUAUAUGAUACACGUAGCCUUGGUGCUGUUUUUCAAAAAGAUUAUUUUUCUUCAGUCGGUAAUGACCAGGCCAUGGUUUAAUUUUCAGGGCAUAAACGUACUGAAUUACAUAGCAGCAGAUCAAAUAAAAGCUUAGUCAGCAUCCUCAGUGGACUUUGGCAUAAGCAGCUGCCCAAUUUUGAGAUGGAGCAGGCCUUCAAUAUUGUCUUUUCACAGCUUGGGGCUCACUGUUCUGUGUGUAACUACUUCUCAGAAUUGGAGGUGAGCAAUGUCAGCUAAAUUAAGUGAGAAAAGUGUUUGAACUGCUUGAUGUUUUUUGUGACCUCUUAACUGCCAUUAGCAAAGCCCCUUUAUGCAUCUUCUGGGGUGAUUUGCAUUUGAGGUGGAAGUAAAAAAAGUCAUGUCCACUUUUCAUUAUGCAUCCCUGACCAGUGUAGUUGGUGAAUUUUUUCAAGGUCCUCUCUAAAUUACAUAAUUAAAAAUUGUUUUCAGGGACCAUUUCAGAGGGAUAUUUUGACCCAUCUUCGGGAAAAACUUCAUCAACCACUGUCCAGCUUAAUCGCAGGCUUAGCUGACGUCACUUAUGCAACGCAUUCUGUUCCAAGAGUACCAGAGAUAUGUUUCAUGUCUGAUGACUCCUCCCCUGAGAGUAUGAGUUCAUGGCUUGACAUCAUGUUUACUACAGACACAGCUAGUCCUCUACUGCGAUGUGAAGCAUGUCAAGUGCUAGUUCAUGCCAGUAAGUUGCUUUCUUUGCUUUUUCUUUAAAACAAAACAAGGGCAUGCUUUUUAUAACAACUGGUGUUUGGGGGGACUGGAAAUGCUAUAGCCUUUACACUUCCUUCAGCCCAACCAACUCCUGAGGAUUUCUAAUAAUAAGGGGUUAAUUUAUGUCAUUGAUGGUGUCCUUGUCUGUCAGGUUGUUAUGGAGUAAGCAAUAUACCAAGUGAUGGUGGGUGGAGAUGUCAGAGAUGUUCACAACAAGAUCACACUGCUGUUCAAACAAGUGUAAGUAUCGCUCUGCCUAUAUUAAUAGCUUGUCUAAUCAUCAGCUUUCCUUUGGUUCUCUAGUCCUUUUGGCUGCAUUUCCAAACAUCAUAAUCUUACAUUUGGUAAAUGCACUGGCUUCUGGCAAUGAAAAUGCUCCAGCUUAGAAUCUGUAGAAAACUUUGGAAAAUUUGUAAAUGAUAAUAGUGCAGAAAAUCAUGUAGUAGUGACAUCUUCAUCAGACCCUUGAACAACCUAACUAGACCGCCACUAUGGAGAUUCUUUUCCCACUCUCUGUCCAGCAAAAAAUUACCUGACGAAGGAGUCCAAACAAGGCUUACUUUUGCCGUGUAAGGUACUGGGCCUAUAGCAGAGGUUUGUGGUGUGAUGGUUCAUAACAAGAAAAUUUGCACCAUUAUAUUUGAUUGUUUUGCAGUACUGUUCCCUUUGUACCCUAGGGGGAGGAGCUCUCAAGAGAACAACAGACAACAGGUAUAAUAAUUCAAUCAAUUUUGUCCCUGGGACUAGGCUGUGUUCAAAAUGUAUUAUAAAGACAAAGAAAACCCAGUUAUGAAUCUUACUACAUCACUAAUCUUUAUACACACGACACACCUUCUUUCCUCAUGCCCUGUGACAUGUAAGCUAUUCCAACUCUCUGUCAGCUGCUAUUGCUCACAACUUGUCCCAGGAGCCCCAAACAGCUUUUCUCCUUUCUUUUUCCACAGCUUAACCAAAAAAUAUAUUUUCAGGUGCAAGGGCACUGUCUCCUUAUUCUCUUCAGGGAUUUGUUGCCUCUGCUUUAUUUUCACUGCUUUAGUUGAUGCCAGCCUGUGCUUGAUGUCUUGUAUUCCUCUUUUUAGAUGGGCCCAUGUUGGGUGUGCUGUGGCAGUGCCUGAAGUAAUUUUUGUAGAUGUUAAUCUUAGAGAAACAAUUAAUACAAAUCAAGUCAGUUCAGCAAGAAAAAAGCUUGUAAGUAGCCUUUGACUUAACAUACGCCAGUUGUUAAAAAUGCUAGAUUUGUACUAAGGUGGCCUCACUUCUGUUCUUAUUAUGUUCUCUGUUCUGUGGAUACACAGAAGUGCUACUACUGUCGAUCACGUUUGCAGUCCAGCGGAAAAGAUCAAGGUGCAUGCGUGCAGUGCUGUGCGGGAAAGUGUGCGGUUUCCUACCAUGUCACAUGCUUUGUUAUGGCGGGGUUCGGACUGGAAGCAAGUGACUGGCCGCAACCCACUGAAACUUAUUGUGAUAGACAUCAGAAGUCAAGAACUAAAGUGAGUCAUUUAAACUUACCGAUAACAUAGUGAAGUUGUUGUUGUUUUUCCCCUGGAUCUUCCUUUAUUAUCAUCUUCUUUUCAGGGAAAACAACGUGACUUUUCCGUUAUCCAUUCUGGUGAAUCCGUUGUCGCCAAACACAAAAAUGGAAGGUAACUGGAACUUGAUAAAGAUCAGUUUUUGAUGGUCACACCGCCUCUUGCUGACUCCUGACCGUCACUUGUAUGUGUUUCAGAUUUUACCAUGGAGUAGUACGAGAUACAACUUCUGAGGAAUACUACGUGGUAUCAUUCGAUGAUGGAACUUACUGUGACAAUCUUCCUCCAAGUGACAUUGCCGUAAGUUACCGCUCAGUUUGAAUAUAUCAAAUCUGUCAUUCUGUGACAUGCUGGCAAACCCUAACCGCCAUGUUGACUGAGAUGGGUCAUAGCUUGUUUGGUUCUUGUAGAGUCACGAUAGUACAAGAGGGGAUAUUCCUGUAGGAAGCAAAGUACAAGUCAAAUGGGGAGACGAUCAAGAUUUGUUCAUGGCAAGAGUCACUGGUCGAAGGAUUAGCGUUACCUAUCAGGUAAGCACUAGUUUCCAUUUGUUACUUUAUGUAGGAAAAGGGUUGAAAUUCAGGCAAGUGCGGCCAGAAACACUAGAAGUUGUGACCGAACUAUUCUACUUAUAUUACCUUUACUGGUUAGCCAAUAAGAGCGAACGAAACUCAGUCUACUAUGUUACUAUGAGGAUGAAUAAGUCAGGCACCUGCGAUUACCACGUGACUAGGGUUUGGCCUUCAGUAUACAGAGUAAAGUAAUACAAACCUCUCAAGUGAUGGCUCCCAGUUGGCUGUUUGUCUUAAAAGAAGCUUUUAAGGCCAAGGAGUUUUGAAACCGGCGCCACCCACUGACCAAUCAGCGUAGAGUGUGUAACAGUACAUUCAGUUGUUGACUCCUCAAGGUCCGAGGGCUGCUUUCAGGAAUGAAUGAACAUCAUUUCAGACCGAACAUCUCCCGUCGGUGUAUAACAACGAUACGUUCCCACUAAACGUCUUAAACAUUGUUUCGUCAGGUUGAAUUUGAGGACGACUCUUGGCUGAAUGUGCGUCGGGAGGAUGUCUACAAAGCAAACGAAGAGCUUCCGCUAAAAGUACAACAACGACUAGUGAGUAGCAGGCUGUAGUACCAUAACAUUACAGUGUAGUUAUCUUACCCAGUACUAUAUGUUCCUUUGCCAACAUAAUACACUUCAUUACAUUACAGUGUGCUACGUAAAGAAGAACUACUCGAGUGACUUCUCUCCAUUUUGUUUCCUUUUUUUUCAGUCUUCCGCCACGGAAAGAGCAAAUCUGUCUUACUGGGACGACAUUCCUGAACACAACGCCAAGCGACCACGAAAACAAAAUCCGCGAUUUUUGGAGUAAAGAGUUGUACUAUAUUUAAUUUAUUUUGGGGGCUAGUCCCUUACGCAGGCGUUCUUUUCCCUUACCUGCUACAAGCUAUUUUGUUAACAGAAUUACAUCACUGGUCACGCUACCUUCAACCGUAGGGUAAACAUAUUUCUCCUCCAUGAUGUAAAUUUUACACGAUCUUCCUUCCGUAUGAAGUGAAGAUAUUGCUUACUGCCUUUACAGUUUAGAGUUUAAGCUACCAGACAAGCCUGCAUGCAUACUUUGAACUUAGAAUUUAACAUGCCAUGCUUACGUUACCUUGAUAGUGUUUACUUCACCCUCGCCUUGGCAUUGGCGUGACCAUCAAGCGAGACUAACUAUCACACACGGCCGGCUUUUCAAUUCUUCUCAUAAAGUAGCAGCUGAGUAAGACGCUAUUCCGCUGUAAGUUAAGGGAAAAUGCAGCCACCACAAAAAGUAUUUGGUUUACAACUAGAUCAUAAUGGGCUGGCCCAUAG